GACAGAUGCAGAUUCAACUGCGACUUUUAAAAGACAAUUGUAUCAUUUUUAGGUGGUGGUGGAGUUUGAAAGAAAGGGUACGGAAAUCAAAGAGGUGAGGGGUGAGGUGCUGGGCGAGGAACCCUUGGAGGACUAUCAGACAAGAUGGACCAUAUAGCCUUCAGCGGUGACACUAUUGUACUGCUGUGGAGAAGUUACGGCAACACGCAGCACUGAAGAUGCCCGCCAUUCGGCCCAUCGAGACUUCAGAAGCAGGACCCAACCAACCUCUGCCCUGCCCACUUUCUUAGUAGGCCUGAGCCUUAUUUCCAAUUUCCCUCCUUUCCCAACCGGGCUUUACCCCGCCCCCCCAACAUCUCUCGUAAAUCUCGGUCCAGUGGAUCAAUUCUGCCGUGGGAAGGGAAGAAGAGAUUCAAUCCCCACCCCAUACUUAAAGUGUAUCCUCUGAUUGCUGGGCCUGGAAGGUCAGGGUUGGGAAGACUGCCCGAUGUCUGCCUGCACUCACCCAGCAGCAGGUUGAGCAGCACUUCGUGUCCAGCAGUGCUGUCGCUCUUGCACAGACAGUACAAGGUGCCUCCUAUCCAGGGGAUGGCGUGGCCCGUCACCUCGAUCAGCUUCAUGAUAGGCCGGGCGCUGCCCCAGGCCGAAUCCUCGGUGGCGCACACCCCCAGACGCUUGGAGAGCCACAGGUCGACGGCCAGCAGCGAGCGCAGGGCGAUGCCGAGCAGGGACGGGUUCAGCUUCAUGCAGUCCUCCUCGGGCUGGGGACAGGGGUAGGUGCCGGAGGCCGAGUCCGGGCGGAGGCCCGCCGCCUCCAGCUGCUGCACUACCCGGUGCCGAGGCGACGGGGGUUCGGGGGUAGCCGCUCUCUGCAGGAGGCCUAGAGGCCUGCCCCCACCUCCGCCGCCUUUCGGCUCCCGCUCUCGGUUCCGGGAGUUAGGGGAGUGAACCGGCAUCUUUCCAAGUUCCCCCCGCAAUGCGCUGUCAGGGGAGGAGCGGAAGCGCCGUCGCCAAGGCGCCCGGGAGGGGGCGGGGCCGGCUCCCUGGCAACAAGCGCGCCGCCAGAGUGCAAACCACUUGGAGCAACACGAGGCUGUGUCAGCACUGAAUGAACUGCAGCAACAGACCUUCAUGGACUCGUAUUGAAUGCUCGGCUACAACAGCCCUGCAUGUAAAUAAAGUGUGGCCUGCGUGCGUUGGUAUUAAAUGAGCUGCAGCAAAAAGGCCUGCAUGUGCUUGUAUUGAAUGAACUGCAGCAAUCGUCACUGCAUGUUCUUGUGCAGAAUAAACUGCAGCAACAGCCCUGCAUGUGAAUAAACUGCCACCGUAGACCUGCAUGUGCUGGUAUUGAAUGAACUGCAGCGACAGCCCUACGUGUGAAUAAACUGCAGCCGUAGACCUGCAAGCACUUGUAUUGAACAAACUGCUGCAACGGCCCUGCAUGUGAAUAAACCGCAGCCGUAGACCUCCAGGUAUUAGUGUUGAAUGAAGAGCUGCAGCAGAUCUGCGCGUAAUUGGUAUUGAAUGAACUGUAACAAUAGACUCAUAAAUACUAUAUUGAAUGAGAUGUAGCAACAGACCUGCGUGAAUGAACUUCAGCAACAGGCUCGCAACCAUUGGUGUUAAAUGAACUGCAGUAUUAGACUUACAUUGUUUUGGUUUUGAUUUAAUUCCUGCAGCAAAUCUGCAUUUAUUAACAUUAAAUGAACUACUUCAGAUCUGCAUGCAUUGGUUUUACACGAACUGCAGCAACAGACCAAUACACAUUAGCACUGAAUCAACUGUUGCAUCAGGCCAGCAUACAUUGGUUAUUAAUUGAACGGCAGCAGACCUGCAUAUACACUGAAUAAUCUUCCGCAGACAUGCAUCAUUUAGCAUUGAGUGAACUACAAAAGCAUACAUGCAUGUGUCAGUGUAGAGUGAACUGCAGCAUCGGAUUUGUAUAAAUUAGAAUUGAACGCAUCACAAUACAUAUUCCCAAUGAAUAGACAAAACAACAGUUUACCAUUCUAACAAAUCUAUAUGUAUUGCAUUGAUUACACUGCUGCAUAGGACCAUAUUGAGUAUAUGCUUAAUUACAAUGCAGCUUUGAGUUUGCACUCUCACUUUUUCUUACAACACUAUAUGCACAAUGCUUAUGUUACUUCCAGAACACUGAAAAAAGGAAAAACAAGCUUGCAUUGAAAUUGUACUUUCCACGAUCUUGGAAAAAUGCUCUCUCGUCAUUGGGAUCAAUAGAUUUUAAAGGAAAUAAAUGAACAAAUUGCAAGUGCUUUGCCAUAAUCAUUUGAAGUUCACUCAGUUCAAGAACUGCCUUUUCAAAUUGAAAAAUUGCAAAUGUAGUACUGUUAAAUAUGAAAGGCGACGAAGAGAAACCAGGGAAUGAUAAACCUGACAUCUGAUUUGGGGAGAUUACAGAAUCCGUAAUGAAUUGCAGAAUUAUCGUGUGUUCAGAGAAAUGUGAUUGAAUGCAGCCAACAUUAAUUAAUAUAGAAUGGAUCACAUCGAACAAACCUCAUUCAAUUUUUUUGAGAAUUUAUAACUGAAGUUAUAGACAGGGAAAUGUCUAUGCAUGUAGUUUAUAUGGACUUCCAGAAGGGUUUCGGUAAAGUUCCAUGCCAAAUAAGAGUCAGCUAACAUUAAGACUCAUGGAAUUGAAGAAAAUUACUUUGUUUAGGAGAUUGUUUAGGUGGUAGUAGGCACAAUGUCAAUGGGUAUGUACUCAAACUGGAAGAAAGUGAGUAUUGAUUAACUGUUGGGUCCGAUGUGGUUAUGUGUGAUGUCAUCCAAUAUGGAUGAAAUAAAAGGAUAGAUCUGAGUAGUUUUGAAAUAGUGAAACAUUAGGAAUGUGGAGAUUCAAAGAGGUUCAGGGGUUGACAUACACAGAGCACUAAAAUAUGAUGGUCAGAUACAAAACAAUUAAAAAAGCACAUGGAAUGCGGUUGUUGUAUUCUAGAAAAUUUGAAUAUAAAAGGUGGAAAUUUAAACAGUCAUACAAAGUCUAGUUGGGCUUUUCCUGGUGUAUUGCUGUGCUGCGUUCAUACCAUGAAAUUUAUAUACUGGCUUUGGAAAGGCAGGUUCAGCAGAAUAUUACCAUAGGUUAGGCUAUUAGGACAGAAUAGAUAUAGUACACUCAUAAUGCGUAGAUUGUAGAAGGUUAAAUAAUGAUAUAAUGUUUUUAGAACUUUGAAAGGAGUGGCUGAGAAAAUCUAUUUUCUGCUGUCGGAGUCAAGGUCACAGGGUUAUGACUUAUAAAUCAGAGCCAGGUCAUUCAGGAGAACAGUUAGUGACAUGCUUUUGUGCAGGGCAGGUCAAGUCUUACUUUUGAUUGAAUUUUUCGAGAAGGUGAUGAAGUUGAUCGAUGAGGGCAGAGCAGUGGGCAUGCAUUUAAGGUGAGGGGGAGAAAGUUCAAAGGAGACGGUGAGGGGCAAGUUUUUUUUACACAGAGUGGUGGGAGUCCGGAACGCAUUGACGGGGUGGUGUCUGAUGCAGAUACGAUACGAGCAUUUAAGAGACUUUUAGGUCUAGCUGGGAACUUCCUGAUUUGCGAGAAGGCAGGGUUAAAGCUAUUAGUGAUUCUGAUGGAGUGAGCUAUCCAUGGUAUGGAAACACCACCGAGACAGUGACUUUGGUUGGCCCCAUCAACAAGGCGUCUCGGUUUUUAGUCAGUAUGAAUGACAAUUUUUACCCGAGUGUAACAUGGGCGGUCCCAGUGAGUGACAGCAACGUGCCGCAACUAACCAGGAUUAAAAGAGACCAAAGUUUCACCACCUGGCUGGUAGCCAUGAAUACAAUCAGCAAAGAGAAGAUUUUACUUCAGACAAUCAAAUGGAGGAUGCGGGUUGACAUAGAAGUUGACCCGUCGAACCCGUUGGGCUAUCGCGCUAAGCUUGUUGGAAGGACACAGCAGGAGCAGCCUCGGAUAUUAAGCAGGAUGGAGCUCAUACCGCCCAAUGCCUUGGUGAAGCCCAACGCAAACGACGCCCAGGUUUUAAUGUGGAGACCCAAACGUGGUGUACCUCUAGUUGUCAUACCUCCCAAGUAGUAAUAAGAGGCUUGCAGCCGUUUAAGGAAAUCUUCUAAGGGGCCGUGCAUUGUUAACACACCCCCCAGCCCCGUUUCAUUCAGCAGUUAGGAACGAACAAAGUUGGAAUUUUUUUUGGUUGGGGGGUCAAUCUGCACUUGUUUGGAGGAGGUGAAUGAAGCCUUUGGUUCGGCUGUACAUCUCGGGAUCUCACGUGGCUGUUUACAAAGGUCAUCCGACUGUACAGACUACUCUGGUAACACUUGAUUUUUUUUGUUUUUUUUGAUAAUGCAAAGUUCUCGGUCCAGAUGAACUGGCCGUGGUGCUGAAAUGUGACGGGCAUACGGUACCGCUAUUUUCUAACUGCCUGCGGGCCGUGCGUGGCUCCACGGUGCCAGCUUCAAUCAGACGAUGCUUCCUACUGUUGCUAACAGGUCCUGACUGUUCGACUGAUUAAUGGAUAGAUUUUUUAUUUAAAUUUUGCAUGCACCUCGUAUUGAGAAGAUGUAUGGUUCGGAAGAUCCAUGUGCAUUCAGUUUUUGUGUGUUGUGAGUAAUUUCGAGCCAAUUGUCGCAAUUAAUUGAAAUGACUUUUUUAAAAUAUUAAAAUCGCAUCGUUUAUUUGGAAUGUUUAAUAAGUCUGCAUUCAAACCUUAACAGAGUGGGGUGGGGGGAGGGGGUGGGUCCUGUCUCUCCAUUAAUCUUGCUGUAACUGUUUUUCAAUCGUUAGAUGCCAAAGCGGCUGGGACUUUAACGCAUUGUGCCAUAGUUUUAAUGAUUUGAACCGAAGAUGUCUUUAGACUACACUUGCCUUUUAUCUACAACAGGGGAGAUAGAUUUGUUUUAGUUUCUGCUCGGUAAUACAAUGGUUUUGAUGUUUUUCGAUUUAAUUCGGAGCAGAAUAUGAUUUUUCAAUAUUUAUGCUGGCUCAGUGGUCAAGUCUUAAAGUCAAUACUUGUGUUUGAAUUCUAUUUGAUGUGGUUUUACAUUGGCACUUUUACACCUUUGGCACUUUGGUUAAAUCGCAGUGCUCCACGGAGCAUUGCUAGGUUUGUUGCAGCGUAUUGUUUAUUGGUUAAUGCGGGUAAGUAUUAGCGAUAUAGCGGCCUGAUCCAAUGAGGUAAGCGGGUUUACGAGCGGGCGCCCCUUCUGUGUAAACGGUUAUUCCCAACGUGUAAAGUGAGAGUUUGCUUCUGCUCUUACAGCAGUGGGAGAUAAUCAACACCUGUCAUCUCCGUCUGUCAAAUCUCGAAGGAACUGAGUUGUAAUUAAACAGAAUAAUGUUGCAGGAUUAGGGAGAAAGAUCGGAAGAGUGGGACUAAUGGCUAGCUCCCUCAGAGAGCAGGCACUUUCUGGGCUGAAUGGCCUCUUUCUGUACUGUAUGAUUCUGUGAUCCUAUCUCUGUGAUUGGCUUGGCAUGAAUCCGGAAAUCAAAACUGUUGUGUUAAAUAAAAACACAUACACUUUAAUUUCCCAUCUGAUUACUGUAAACAUUGUAUUUAGCAUCUAAACAUUAUUCAAAUUGUUUCAGUAUUUAUAAGCCACACCAUUUUUAUAUGAGAAAAAAGGUUUUCUUUAAAACUGCAAAUUGAGUCCAUGAUGUUGUAGUCAAAUGUAUUCACCUGGAAAAAUAUGAAUCGAUGUGUUGCUGAGAAGCUUGGCUUUGCAGCGUGCCUUAUAAACCAGUGAGAUCUGCAGCAUACCUGGCUCUCUCUGGAGUACAGAUGUUUGGCAGAUGUUUGGCUCACUAAUCUGUGAAGUGGAGGUCGAAAGGCGACAAGCUGUUGGUUGGUAGAUUGCAUGCAUUUUCUGUAACUGAGAGAUUUGCACUUUGAUUUUGUUCAUU
This is a messenger RNA of Stegostoma tigrinum, 5869 nucleotides long. Its product is annotated as protein FAM78B. Lineage: Eukaryota; Metazoa; Chordata; Chondrichthyes; Orectolobiformes; Stegostomatidae. Bases 3671 to 4045 code for a protein of 124 amino acids. The record is from RefSeq and is a predicted model, not a curated record. The transcript has 2 exons.